Oncorhynchus masou masou (cherry salmon) is the source of this 1858-nucleotide messenger RNA. RefSeq names its product protein Daple-like. The record is from RefSeq and is a predicted model, not a curated record. Gene Ontology annotation, cellular component: centrosome; cytoplasm. The transcript has 14 exons. Gene Ontology annotation, biological process: cytoplasmic microtubule organization; cytoskeleton-dependent intracellular transport. Lineage: Eukaryota; Metazoa; Chordata; Actinopteri; Salmoniformes; Salmonidae. The coding region runs from base 173 to 1843 and encodes 556 amino acids. Gene Ontology annotation, molecular function: microtubule binding; dynein light intermediate chain binding.
ACGGAAAAAGUGAAAUAGAGGAAGAAAGAGGAGAACAGGGGAACAGAAAUGUCAAACCACUUGAUUUAACGCAAGAUGGAUUCUCUUUUUCACUUUUUAGUAAAAUUGCUUUAAUGUAGGAUAUAUUUAAUUUAUAUUUUUAUAGAAGUUUGUACAUUCUUUAUGCGACACCAUGGACUCUAACAUAAUGGCAUUUCUAGAAGAAUUCAUGGAAAGUGCGUUGGUGACUUGGGUACAGCUCUUUGAUUGUGUAGUGGACAGGGAGGACAACGUCAUGCUCUACAACCAGUACAUGGACGUGGACUACAAGUCCCAGAAUUCCCAUGACCGCUACCUGAGGCUGACCAAUGGGAUCUUUCUCAACGAGGUCAUGAGGAUCAUAGACCCCAACCCGAAGCUGGAGCAUUUGUACCGCAGUGGAAGAGACAACCAGAUUGUCAGAGUCCAGAACUUCUCCAUCCUCAACCGACACCUCAGGGCCUUCUACCAGGAAGACCUACAACAGCUGAUUCUGAUGCCUCUUCCAAACACUGCCAUUUUGGGGCAAGACCCCCUAACAGAGGCAGCAGUGGAGGAGUUGAGGAGAUUGCUACUGCUUUUACUGGGAUGUGCGAUACAGCAACAGUGUGAGAGGAAGGAAACAUUCAUACAGCAAAUCCAGUCGCUGGACAUCGAGACUCAAACUUCCAUUGCCAACUGUAUCCAGGAGGUGACCCAGGACCCCAGAGCGGUGCUGCCUCUGCAGUGGGAGGAGCUGGGAGGGCUGGAGGAGGUGGAGCUACAGGUGCUGUUUGGCUCCAUGGCCAGACAGAUCCAAGGCCUGCUGGCACAGAGAGACACACACCUGGAGAUUCACACAGAAUCACCUACCUGUCACCUCUUGCUGCCCCCCCCCCCUCAGAGGAUAGCAGAGUUGUGUUGGACAAGUGAGGUCCAGCAGGUUGAGUCUCUCAUGGCUCUCCCAGGUGGUCAUACUGAGGAGCUUCCCCAGAGUCUGGCUGUCCAGCUAGCAGACAGCAGGGCCAAACUACGAUUCCUCAAACAAGAACUGGAAGACAAAGGAGAUCAACUAUUGGAUUACAAGCAGGAAGUUCAAACUAUGGAGGAGCAGUUGAAGAAACUUCAGAAAGAGAACCGCAGUCUUCAGGGUGAGGUGCGGGGAAUGCGAGCGUUGCGUGACGAGCUGGACUGUCUUCGUGACCGUGCAGGCAGAGCCGAGCAGCUGCAGACAGAACUACAGAGCUGCACUCAUAGACUACGCAGCCUGGAAGUCACUCGCACACAACUGAAGGAGCAGCAGCAGCUGUGUGUGGCGCUGCAGGAGACCCGAGUCCUGCUGGAGGAGCAGCUGGCAGACACACGGCAACGCUGCUCCAGCCUACGGGAGCUGGAGAGGGACAAUCUGCUGCUGCGACAGAGACUCAUAGACCUGGAAGGGGAGCAAGACACUGAGAGGCAGAGGGUCGAUGAGCUGUUAGAGAUGAACAUGGGCCUAGAGGCGGAGCUUAGACAGGUGCUUAGACACAACAACAACAAUACAGGCACGAUGACAGCGGCUCGACAUUUCCACCAAUCAGAGGUGGAGUCUGACGAGGAGGCUGGGCUAAGAGAGGAGCUAAGAGAAGAUAUUGAUCUGAAGCCUCUGAGUGUGGAGGUGGGUGAGGCGUCGUCACUGAGACUUCUGGGAGCUGAAAAUGAGAAUGCCGAGCUGAGGAGACGUCUGGAGGACCUGCAGUCUGAACAGGAGGUCAGGGGUCAGAGGCAAGCUGAUUUGCCGGAGGUGAGGGAGGAGCUGGCCUGUCUGGAGGCAGAACAUCAGAAUACACUAAGAGAGGUGAGCUGAUGUGACCGACUAGGU